Harpia harpyja (harpy eagle) is the source of this 1348-nucleotide messenger RNA. RefSeq names its product cortexin 3 (gene CTXN3). The transcript has a single exon. NCBI's taxonomy places the organism in Eukaryota, Metazoa, Chordata, Aves, Accipitriformes, Accipitridae. The record is from RefSeq and is a predicted model, not a curated record.
CUAAAAGGUCUCUUAUAUAUGAUGCAGAGGCAAGCAGACCUGCUGUCAAGUUCUUUUCCAUCUUACUUUUCUCCAUUAGGAGAAAAUUGUACUGAAGUAAACAAACAAAAGACCUGUUCACAGUUAACAUUGCUUCCCCCUUGCCCUACAGAUAGCAAAGUGCAUCUAAAUGGCUUCUACUCUGACCUCAGCAAACUGAUGAUGAAAAGAAGGCGGCUGUGGGAUUAUUCAUUUCAGCUUCCCUGGAUGAUGGAUGGAGAGAUAUUCACUGCCACUUUUGUGCCAUCUGGGAACAUGACACCAAAUUCUAGCAUGACCCUGGAACAGAAAACAACAUUUGCCUUUGUGAUUUUAUUAUUUAUUUUCUUGGGAAUCCUCAUUGUUCGCUGCUUCUGAAUUCUCCUCGACCCCUACCACAGUAUGCCAACAUCAACCUGGGCUGAUGGACUUGAUGGACUGGAGAAAGGCCAGUUUGACUAUUCUUUUCCUUAGAGUCUGAGAAGUAUGGAGGCUUAUUUAGCACUCUGAUAAAGAAAAAUGAUGGAAUAUCUAUUUUGUUUCUGGUUUACAUUUUUUUUCAAAUAUUGUAGGAGAUGCAACAUACAAAUAUGCACACAAUGAAUUUGAUUUUAAUUAAAUACCAAAGCAAGUUGGAUUUUUGAAAGUAGAUCACUGAAUCUCCUCAUUGGGAAAAAGAUAAAUGUUGCAUUAGCAGAAAUUUUCUUCAGAAUGCAUUGGAACAAUAUGUAGUGUAUGUGAUCUCUUAUAACCAGCUAAGAGACACUAGAGCACGUCUUCUCUUGCAUAGCUGUUUUAUCAUUAACAAGAGUCUGUGGAGAAGGUGUAUUACAAAUGAGGUAACAAUGUGUUUUUAUGAUCUGUAUGUAGUAAUUAGCUUUUAAAGCUCCACAAGACUCUUCUUACUCUAUCUCCCAUGCUUUGAAGACAAGUGAGGAAGUUUCCCAUACCGUAAGAUAAGAUUGAAAGAGCUGGAAAACUUCAGAAGAAAAAAAUUCCUCCAUGUUUUCCCAGGUAUUCAAUAAGAUGAUCUUUCUCAGUGUUAAGCAGUGAUUAAGCUACGUAAUACUAAAAAAUCACUGACUGUAACCUUUGUUGUGAAUAAGGUAUAUAAUGAUUUUGGCCUACCUUUGUCUUUUUGUGCCAAGCUGUUUUCUAUGAAGAUAGAUUUUUGCAUUGCUCUUACAACAGCUUAUGCAAAUAAAUUUCAGUCUUGCAUGUAUUUCAAAACCUGCAUUUCCAGCAUUCACUCAGUCCGUUUAUUGGGUGUGUAAGUCACACUGCAUUGUUUUUGUUUCCUAAUUGGAUGGCUGAAACAUUGGUGCUAAGA